This is a messenger RNA of Leucoraja erinaceus (little skate), 1755 nucleotides long. Its product is annotated as integral membrane protein 2C-like. Gene Ontology annotation, cellular component: Golgi apparatus; plasma membrane; extracellular exosome. Gene Ontology annotation, biological process: negative regulation of amyloid precursor protein biosynthetic process. Gene Ontology annotation, molecular function: amyloid-beta binding. The transcript is spliced from 6 exons. Lineage: Eukaryota; Metazoa; Chordata; Chondrichthyes; Rajiformes; Rajidae. Bases 232 to 1008 code for a protein of 258 amino acids. The record is from RefSeq and is a predicted model, not a curated record.
AGAUCUUAGAGCAGAGCUGCUCUGUCUUUGGCUGAAAGGCUUUCCCCUUUCCACAUAACACUGGCACACAAUUCCUGAAACUUCCGGAAACCGAAGGGUCAGAUCAGAAGCAGGAAACGCAGAUAGCUGGCGACAUUUUUGUUCUGUUUCAUUUUCAAAGCUGAGCGAGAGAGAGAAGGAAGAGAAGAAGGAGGAAGGGAGGAAGGAGAGUGUUCAUUAUAUUUCCUCAAAAUGGUGAAGAUCUCGCUCCCCGCGACUUUGGGGCAGAAGCCAGGAAAAGCUGAAGGCGAAGCGGACAAAACCGAAGUCCUUAUCCCCGCGGCUGAUGACGUGCAGACAGUCCCUGCAGGAACCCGGACACCCACCCUGAGUUGCAUUUUAUGUGUUACUAUUGCAUUGGUGAUUCUGCUUUCUACAGUGGUCCUGGGGAUAAUCUGUACAUAUAAGUACUACCAUCUUGCUCAGGCCCGGAGAGAUUUGUUUACCUGUACGAUCCUGUAUGACGAAUAUGACAUCUCUGAACACUACAGAUGGAGGCUGCAACUGGAGGAGGAUGUGGAAAUCCGUCUGGAUGAUGAUGUUGAACUGAUCAAUGUCCCUGUGCCUGAGUUUGAAGGUGGAGAUGCUGCCAACAUCAUCCAUGACUUCAACCAAAGUUUGACAGCCUACCAUGACCUCGCUUUGGACAGAUGUUACAUCAUUGAGCUCAACAGAACCAUUAUUUUGCCACCUCACAAUCUCUGGGAGCUGCUAGCUAAAAUGAAGCUGGGCACCUAUCUGCCUCAGACGUACAUCAUUCAGGAGGAGAUGGAAGUUACAGAACAAAUCGACAAUGUACACCAGCUGGGAUCCUUCAUCCGCCACCUGUGCAGUGGAAAGCAGACUUACAAACUGAAACGCAAGAGUGUGCUGAGAAUCAUUGACAAACGUGACGUCAAGAAUUGCCACCGUAUACGGCAUUUUGCCAACAUAUUUGUCGUUGAGGCAUCCAUCUGUGAAAAGGAGUGAAGUUGUGAAGCCAACAGCUCACACUGAAUAUGUUUUUCAGACACCAGCUGCUUGAAGUUACUUGUCCACUUGCAAUAAAUGCUGUAUUUGUUUGCUGCCUCUUGUUCAUGUGUUGUGAUGAUUCAGUAAUGCUGCUAAUUGAGUCGUCACAGGAGCAUUUUAACGUUGCAUUAGUUGCUUUUUGCUGAAGAAUAAAUCGUAAAAAAGGACCGUCUUUCCUCCCUCUCUAAUACUGCACGGCUACCACUAUGGGCCGUGCGGUGGGAGUUUGCUAUUCACAGUAUCAUUAAAAUGUUUCAGUUUAAAAUGAAGGAAAUUUGUUCUUCACUAAAUAUGCCACUGUGUUAUGCUCCUACAUUUCCGCUUCUGAAAUUUGGUUCAGAUUUCAGAAGCAGAGAAAUAUAUGAGCACUAUUUUGUUCUAUCUGAAUCAAUACUCAAUUUUAUCCAUAAGUUCUAGGAGCAGAAUUAGGCCAUUCGGCCCAUCAAGUCUACUCUGCCAUUCAAUCGUGGCUGAUCUUUCGUUUCCUCAAGUCGAACAAAACAAGGAUUAUGCACAGACUACUAUAUUGUUUCUAACACAAUUAAAAUGAUGAUUAACUUCUACCCCCUCCCCAUGUAACAAAACUGAAAGGAGGGAAGUGUACAUCGCAGCCAAAAAUAAGUGUUGUGUGCAUUUAGAUUGUACAUGCAGCAUGAGAGCAAAUGACAAAACUGAGAGAAUAAAAUGUCUUGAAUCAAACAAAAA